AUGAAAUGCUACCGUGACUCCCCGAAAUAUCCGACGAUGGCUAUCGACGACAAUGCUAGCACCGAUCGGAGCUCCUUGCACAACUCGUGGGUGAUGCUGGAGCAGUCGAUCCACUCGGAGCAGGACAAGCAGGCAGAGAGCAUGGAUGCGAGUCAACUCAAGGAGGCGAUGCAGCGGCGAGAGAAGGCUCGAUCCAAGGUCAUGAAUGCGCUCAAGAAAGCUGGCGCCACUCCCUCAACCAUCCGUCAGGUGUCGCAGGCCAUGGAGAGGAGGACGCUGACCCCUAGGAGCAUCGACUUCGCUGACUCGCUCCCUCCUCUCGACCAGCCGCCCGCGUGGAGGGGGGAGGAGGAGGUCCGCAAGGUUGGGCUUGGGUGUACCUUGGAGAUGGACAUCAACGGCUUCUACUGGAUCUCGUCUGUGCUCCCUGGGGGACAGGGCAGCACCCUGCUCUCUAUCGACGGGGUUCCGAUCCGAAACAUGCCCCUGCAUGACAUUCGCCUCCUCUCGUCCGGCCCUGCCGGCUCCUCCGUCACCCUGCGCUACAGGCCCCCCGGACGAGACCCCAACCACCCGGCGAGCGAGAAGACGGUGACGCGACGGGAGUUCCAGCGGCUGUCGGCCCUUGGGAUGCUGGGGCAGCGUGAGGACGGGAGGGAGGCGAAGCACUCCAGCUCUCCUGAGAGCUCCUGGAUGCAGAGGAUGCUCAAGAACUUCUUCGGGAGCAAGGAAGCUGUUGCCAGCGACCGAGCGACGUUCCCUCAGCGCAGGCGAGAGGGGGGAGACGAGGGAGCUGACAGAAUGUCGAGCUACCUGUGGAGAGGCUCAGCUGGGGAGUCGACCUCAGACAAGAUCGUCAAUCUCGUGUCUCUCUCCAACAACAUGCAGACGCAGGAGAAGCUGUACCAGCCGCCGCUCUCCGACCGCCUUUCCCUGAGCGAAAGGAUAGCGGCGGCUGCGCACCGGGGGUAUAACGGGGCGAUGCUUGCGCAGGAGGACGUGGAUCAUGUGGACCUGGAGAUGGACAGGCAAGACCUCAAGGAGAAGCUCGAUGAGCUCGAUGAGGCGAUGAGAAACCUGACGAGGCCGCGGGACCAGCAGGCGCCGAGAGAGGACGAGGUGCAGGCCGUAGCCUCGAAGCAAGUGCCUCUGCCGGCUCAAGAAGAUGCGCACGAGAGUCAGCAGGAGCAGAAGCCUGUCUUCGUUCAGUUUGACCUCGUUGCCUUGACUUCCAUCCCAUCCCAAGUCCAGGAAAAGUUUGUGCUGAUGCUCAGCUGGGAUGGAGUUGAACAUCCGGAGUAUGUCACGUCCCCCAAGAGCGCUCAGUCCGACCUGCGCAUCAACGAGAACUUCGUCUUCCUCCUCUACGGCCUGCACGGCCUCGGAUCCAUGCACGUCGAUGUGUGUACCUACGAUGCCGCUUCGCAGUCAACCGUCGUCUGCGGGACUUCUGAGAUCCCUUGCGCCUUCUUCGACCGGGUCUUGUCGCAGGCAGAGCGCGAGGCCCACCAGUCGUUCGACAUCACUGAAGAUACCAUGCCCAGCACUGCGUCUUGCCAGCUCGAAGUUCGAGCGAAGCUGCUGGGCGAUCACGUGCUGCCCGAGCCCAGCAGGAGCCCAGUAGAGAAGGGGCUGCCCCCUAGUGUUCCCCAGACCCCUUGCGAUGACGCUCGAGCCCAAGAGGACAGGGUCUUGAAGCUCGGAAACGCUCCCUUCCACCUCAGGUUGAUCUCAGCUAAGGACCUCCCCAAGGUUGACAUAACAACAGGGCUGUGCGACCCCUACGUCAAGCUGAGCCUCGGGUCCAUCCUGCACAAGUCAACGGUGAAGCACAAGAACAGAAACCCCGUGUGGAAUGAGGAGUACUUCUUCUCUUUCCUCGACUCCGACGACGCUCCAUCCAAGCUCCACAUCGAGGUGUGGGACUGGAAUCAAGUCGUCCAGCACUCCCUGAUAGGAAGCGCCGUCGUCGACCUGGAGGAGAUCGUGCUCGACGCCAAGGGGAGAAGCGAGCAGACCUGGGUUCCUCUUGAGCUCAAGGUCCACGGCAAGACGAGAGUCAGCAGUUUCGUUUGCGUCCAGUUCAAGUCGGAGGAUGCGGAGGAGACGUCGAACUCAAGAGACUGCAAGAUACCGGACAGCCCAAGCUCGAAACUCCCCGAGGUGAGAAAGUGGCGUUGGUGUGCGAGGGAGAGUGAUGAAAAGCAGGGAUGGAAGGAGUACUGGAGUAGGUCUAAGAACAAACCUUACUACAAGAACAAGCACACCGGACAGACUUGUUGGCAUCUACCGGUCGAGUAG
Messenger RNA from Guillardia theta CCMP2712, 2301 nucleotides. RefSeq lists its product as hypothetical. NCBI's taxonomy places the organism in Eukaryota, Cryptophyceae, Pyrenomonadales, Geminigeraceae. The record is from RefSeq and is a predicted model, not a curated record. Bases 1 to 2301 code for a protein of 766 amino acids. Gene Ontology annotation, molecular function: protein binding; calcium ion binding. The transcript is spliced from 15 exons.